Molecule: messenger RNA, 573 nt
Organism: Nematolebias whitei (Rio pearlfish)
Lineage: Eukaryota; Metazoa; Chordata; Actinopteri; Cyprinodontiformes; Rivulidae
Product: fibroblast growth factor 4-like
Exons: 3
Coding region: 1-573 (190 amino acids)
Biological process (GO): positive regulation of gene expression; cell differentiation; regulation of cell migration
Cellular component (GO): cytoplasm
Molecular function (GO): growth factor activity; fibroblast growth factor receptor binding
Source: RefSeq, a predicted model, not a curated record
AUGUCGUUGUCCAGGUCCAGGCUUCUUGUGUUCCUGUAUGGGGUCCUCGCGUGCCAGUUGUUUGCUACUUUUCCACCUAUCAGCAGUAACGAACAGAGCAGACUCAGUGGCAGAGCCCUGGUGCAAGGCGGCAGUGCCUCCUGGAACAAAACGGAUGAGGAAGCUGGAGAAGGACAAUACCUACUGGGAAUAAAAAGACUCAGGAGGCUUUACUGUAAUGUGGGCAUCGGCUUCCACAUUCAGGUCCUGCCGAAUGGGAGGAUAACGGGCGAACACGAGGAAAACAAAUACAGUCUUAUAGAAAUUUCUCCAGUGGAGAGAGGAGUGGUGACUUUGUUCGGAGUGAGAAGUGGUCUCUUUGUUGCCAUGAGUGAAAAAGGGAAACUCUAUGGUUCGGGAAACUACAGCAAUGACUGCAACUUCAAGGAGACUCUUCUGGCCAACAACUAUAAUGCCUAUGAAUCCGUCGCCCACCCCGACAUGUUCAUUGCUCUCAGCAAGACUGGAAAAACCAAAAGAGGAAACCGCGUCACUCCAACAAUGACUGUGACACACUUCCUUCCCCGGAUGUAA